Molecule: messenger RNA, 741 nt
Organism: Candidozyma duobushaemuli
Lineage: Eukaryota; Fungi; Ascomycota; Pichiomycetes; Serinales; Metschnikowiaceae
Exons: 1
Coding region: 1-741 (246 amino acids)
Cellular component (GO): mitochondrion
Molecular function (GO): acetylpyruvate hydrolase activity
Source: RefSeq, a predicted model, not a curated record
AUGCCUUUAGAGAUUUCCUCAACCGAGCUGAAUCAUCAGCAAGACAUGUCGCUUAAGUACCUCGACUCGGCAAGAAAAAUUCUUUGCAUAGGCAGAAACUAUGCUGCUCAUAUCAAGGAGCUCAACAACAUGCCUCCAUUGCAGCCGUUUUUCUUCCUUAAGCCAUCUUCCUCAGUCUUGCGUCCUAACAACGGUCCAUUCUUGGUUCCAAAAGGUACAAAAGUUCACCACGAAGUUGAAUUGGCCUUCACUUUGAACAAGACACUCAAAAAUUUGCCUGCCACUUUUUCCCACGAGGAGGCUUUGGAUGCAAUUGAAGGUUAUGCAUUGACAAUUGAUAUGACCGCCAGAAAUGUUCAGGAUGAGGCUAAGAAGAAGGGUUUGCCCUGGUCAAUUGGCAAAGGCUUUGACACCUUCCUUCCUGUGUCAGGUUUCAUCCCAAAACUGCAGAUUCCAGACCCUUACAAGGUUCGCUUACAGCUUGCUAUCAAUGGUGAAACCAAGCAAGAUGACCUCACCGAUUUGAUGAUAUUCCCUAUUCACAAAAUAUUGAGCACCAUGUCAUCCAUCAUGACCCUUGAGAAGGGCGACCUCAUUCUCACUGGUACUCCUAAAGGCGUUGGCCUCGUGAGUCCCGGUGAUCAUGUCCAGGCCACUUUGAGUGUUGAUGAUAGGGUAUUGGAGACUAUUGACAUCAAUGCGGAGCAAAAAGAUGGCCCAUAUGAGUUCAAAGAAACCUAA